AUCAUGUAUCCAAGUGUUAGAUUGCUACGUUGUUCGUGCUAUUUUGACCCUCUCUCUUCGUGAUAAGAAUUUUGGGAAAAUUAAGCGACAAAAAAUUAGUUAGAGAGACGAAGACCUUAUAAAUUCUUCAGAACGUGGGCACCGGUCCAAGAUGAAUAUUAUAAUGCCAGGGUCACCACUUGCGCAGCUUAUUUUGCAGAUCACAGAUAUAGUAAAAAAAAACUGAUACCAAUUCUUAAGAAUCUUGAGCAAACAGUCACAGAAAAUAGCUAUUGUAGUUAGAGAGAGAAAACAAGUUCUUAUGAAAUUGGAUCGUAACACUCUUUCUUCUUGUUAUACAUAGUUAAAGAUGGGAUUCCCAAGUGUCAUUCUUUUUCUUCUUCUGCAAACUCUUUCGGCGGCCACAAGUGAUCUCCUAUCUCCUCUGAUCUCUCCAUUAUAUGAGGAUGUGUGCAGAGAAGUGGAAUGUGGAAAGGGAACUUGCAAGCGUUCUGAGAAUGACACUAUGUUGUUUGAAUGCGAUUGCGAUCCAGGUUGGGGGCAAAGUCUUUCUUCUCCUCAUGAGGGCUUAAAGUUUCUUCCUUGCAUAUUUCCUAAUUGUACUAUGAAUUACUCUUGCUCCAAUGCCCCUGCUCCCGAUCCACAGAAAGAAAGAAAAGCUAAUGAAUCAAUAUUUAAUGCUUGCCAUUGGGUUGAUUGUGGAGGUGGGUCGUGCAACAGAACCUCCUUCUUCUCUUAUAGUUGCAUAUGUGAUGCUGGUUAUUACAAUAUUCUCAAUAUCACUGCCUUACCUUGCUUCAAAGAAUGUGCUUUCGGUUUGAGUUGCUCCAACCUUGGAAUAUCAUUGAUGAACUCAUCCAAGGCUCCACCACCAUCACCACCACCACCAACAUUGAAUGGCAACGAUAGCUUAAUUCUACGAGGAAGCUCCUCCCUUUGGCUACUCGUGCUGGUUCUUGCAAUAUCUCAUCAUAUAUGCCUUUUUAGUGAGAAAUGGGUGUUCCUAGUCAUAUAAAUAUAGGGCAGCAGCAUAGAGUUCCAUCGCGUUACAGUUGAACGUUAUUUCGGAAAGAAGAUAGAUUAUGAGUUCAGACCUGCAACUUUUUCUUGUCUUGUAUUUCAUUGCCUCUGUACAAACUAUAGAAGAAAUAUACUUGUAGCGAUGCUUCUUUUCUUUGUAGAGUAAAUCACACCAGCACUGCAUAUGGUUCUUAAGAUUACUUGUGUAAGAGUUUUAUAAUUUUUAGCAACUUCUCGUA
Molecule: messenger RNA, 1259 nt
Organism: Vigna unguiculata (cowpea)
Lineage: Eukaryota; Viridiplantae; Streptophyta; Magnoliopsida; Fabales; Fabaceae
Source: RefSeq, a predicted model, not a curated record